Bacidia gigantensis is the source of this 927-nucleotide messenger RNA. RefSeq lists its product as uncharacterized. The record is from RefSeq and is a predicted model, not a curated record. Lineage: Eukaryota; Fungi; Ascomycota; Lecanoromycetes; Lecanorales; Ramalinaceae. The coding region runs from base 1 to 927 and encodes 308 amino acids. The transcript is spliced from 2 exons.
AUGGCUUCUGACGUCGUUACCAUUUCCGGGCCUGAGUAUCAGGUGCCGCAAGCUGUUGAUGAGUUCUUGGGAAUGGUGCCGGAAAGCCACGAAAUCUCUCUACGCGCAACACCUCAGUUGCGCGAAUUCCUCAAAUCUGCAGAAUUUGAACAAGACCUAAGACCUACCCUGAAAAAUUCCUACGAAGUUGACCUGGAAGUCCGCAAUGACUCUAAGCUAGAGAACAUGAAGCUCAGUGAGGAACCCGAGCCUGAAGCUGCUGAAGAGCGUCUCUUGCUGCAAUACACGCGUAAUAACGCUGGCGGGCUCAAGGAUGCCAUUGACUUCCUUGUCUCGCGUCUCAUCUCCCAAGGUCUGGAUGCAUCUACCGUCAAAGGAGCUAUCCCCAGGCCUAAAUCCGACUCCUUUGAAGAUUCUCUACCAUUCUUCGACUCUAAGUUGCUCCACAAUGCGCCUACUCCUCUAGGCACUGACUCUCCCACCCGUUCGACUUUCGGUGACGAUGUCAGCGAUCGCGGUUCCCUCUUCGGAAAGAUCCGCAAACCAGGCAGCAUCUCCUCUAUCUCCUCCUACUUUGACCGACGCAAGAAUCAGUCCAACUCACCCGGCUCGUUUUUCAAGCAAGCCUCUGCAAAUGCGUCGCGCGCCUCUCUCAUUUCUAUGGAGUCCCGCGACAGCGGCUACCGUAAUCCCUGGAACGAUAGUGGCAUUAAUCUACCCGAGGGUGAAGAAGCCUUCACUAACGGAGGAUGGCCCCUUCGCUUUGAAAACAAAUCAGAGCAAAAGCUCCCCUUCCAUCAUGGACUUAUCAAUGGCGACAUGACCCCACGCUACGAUCCCCGCAUGUCACACGACAGCGGACGUCCCAGCACUUCUCAUUCUACCAAUGGAUACCCGGCCCCGAUAGGGUCACAUCGUUCUCACUAG